This is a messenger RNA of Durio zibethinus, 3528 nucleotides long. Its product is annotated as calmodulin-binding protein 60 B-like. Gene Ontology annotation, cellular component: nucleus. NCBI's taxonomy places the organism in Eukaryota, Viridiplantae, Streptophyta, Magnoliopsida, Malvales, Malvaceae. The record is from RefSeq and is a predicted model, not a curated record. Gene Ontology annotation, biological process: regulation of salicylic acid biosynthetic process. Gene Ontology annotation, molecular function: DNA-binding transcription factor activity; calmodulin binding; sequence-specific DNA binding.
UUUAGAGCAAACAACAUCAUAUAUAUAAACAUACAUAUACAUAUAUAUUAUACAAUUUUUCAGAAAACUAUGGAGUUUGCAUCUGGUUAAGAUUAACAACGAAAAAUAAAAAAGGGGUGUUAUUGAAAAUAUUGAAGAGUAUUUAACUCAGAAGGAAAAGAAAAGAGCAGCCCUACAUGUUGGCCGACAGUGAAAGUGACAUCGCAACGAAAUGGGAGUAUUUAAUUUUAGCCUAUGAGUUUUGAGAUUGACGGAAUUUUGUUAAGGAUAAAAAAGCAAGACAUGGCAUAUACCUUUACAUGCUGUUAUUCUUUGGACUCUAUCAAUUAUUAGCUGUAUUUUGAUUGAUAAUAUACUUUUGCUUAAGAAAUCACGAUAAGGGCUGAUGGGAUUUUAUCAAUUAAAAUAUUUUGAUUUUUCCUCAAGGUCAAGUGUGAUUAAUUAGUAAACGUCUAGGAUGGCAAAUAUAUAUGCAAAAAGCAAGAACAAGAAUCCAAGUCUUGAGAGUCAUUGAUUUAAUUAAAAAACAAAAAACAAAAGGGAGUUUAACUAAGGAAAUAAUCUUUGACAAUAUUCCUUUAAAAAUAAAAAAAAAAACUACAAUCUUUGUCAGAUUGCAAACCCAACGCGGUAUUUGUAGAAAAAAAGUUAUGUCUUACGUAAAUUUCGAGCAGCUUUCUUGAUCGAUACACUUCUCCCCUUGCACGCGUUAAUCCACCGUAUUUUUUUCUUGUAAUUUUCCCGUCCGAAGAACUACUAAAAGAAAAAAAAAACACAUGUGAUUAACCCGUUCCGUUUUGCUGGAUUACUCUUUUUAUUGUACUUUUUUGCCAUUUUUUAUGUACUUUUCAAUGAUCAUCACGCGUUUGUUCCUGUUCCAGUUCGUUAUACCUUUGAAAACCCAAUGAUUUUAUUAGCAGUUUUUCAAGUUUAGUUGUCUGUUUAAUGAAGUCCAGUGAUUGUGUACAAUUUAAGUAGUUGUUGGUACUUUUGAAAGUAUCUUCACAGAAUUAGCAUAAUUUAAUAAUGUUUUUUUAGUUGUUCUUUUCUUUUUGGGUUUUCUUGCUGCUUUAAAGUUCAUAUUACAAUAUUUUCUUGACUUUAGUGGCAUUACGUGCUUUGAAACACUGAUGGUUUAGUGAGUUUCCAGGUAUCUUCCAUGACUGAUUUUAUUUUACAAGUCAAUGAAAGCAAUGCUAUUUGCUGACUGCCGAGUAUUUAUAAAGAUGACAGCUGGAGAAGGUUUUGGUUACUGGGGUUUGAUGCUGAAAGUGUUUUUGCUUUUCUUUUGAAUUUGUUGUUCUCUGAAGAAGUCAUUGUCAAGUUCCUUCGACUUUCAUGAUGUUUCCCAGUAAGAGGCCUGCUCCUGAUGGAGGUGAUGAGAGGCUGGAAGUUAUGGUUCCAGAGCCAAAAAGAAGAGCCACCCUGAAGAAUGCUGUUAGGAACAUAAUGGGAUUGGGAGGGCUUUCCCUGAACAGAAUCGUUUUCAACCUGGAACCAACGCUUCGAUCAUGGGUAAGGGAGGAAGUGGAAAGAGCAAUUCUAUCCUCCAUUCACCCGUCUUCGAGGUCCUCGCUUAAUCGGAUUGAGGCAUCUAGAGAAAGAAACUUGCAGUUGCGUUUUGUCAAUAAACUGCCCUCAACCAUAUUUACAGGUAGCAAGGUUGAAGCUGAGGAUGGCGAUACCAUUAGGAUUAUCCUAGUUGAUGCAACUAGCCAGACAAUGGUCUCAUCUGGUUCACUGUCUUCUAGUAAGGUUGAGAUUGUAGUCCUUAAUGGUGAUUUUGGUGCUGACGAGAGAGAAGAGUGGACAGAAACUGAAUUCAAUGCCAGUGUUCUUCGUGAAAGAGAAGGUAAAAGGCCACUGUUGACUGGAGAUCUCAAUGUUACGUUGGUCGAUGGUAUGGGUACCUUUGAUAAUGUGAUUUUCACCGACAAUUCUAGCUGGAUAAGAAGUCGAAAGUUUAGAUUAGGAGCUAGAAUUGUGCAAAGAAUUUCUGGUGAAGUGACAAUCAGGGAGGCUAGAAGUGAAGCAUUCGUGGUGAAGGAACACCGUGGACAGUUGUGCAAGAAACACUACCCUCCCCUCCUGCAUGAUGAAGUAUGGCGUCUGGAAAGGAUAGCAAAAGAUGGUGCCUUCCAUACACGGCUGACCUCUAAUAAAAUUCUUACUGUAAAGGACUUCCUGCGGUUGCAUGUUACUAAUCCAUCUGCACUACGGGACCAGAUUGUCGGUGGCGGGAUCUCAAAUAGGGUAUGGGAUUCAAUCAUAGGUCAUGCUUUGUCUUGUCCUGUAAAUGAUGAUAAGUGGUAUACCUACGAUGGAGCUGCACAAAGGGUUGGACUCCUAUUAAAUUCCAUUUACGACGUUGUGGCAGCAACAUUUGAUGGCCAAAAUUACCAGCUUGUGGAAUUUUUUACCUUUUCUCAGAAGCUUCUGGUGGAAGAUGCAAAGAGACAAGCUUACAAGAAUGUUCAGGACCUGGUCUUGGCUGAUAGACCAGCAAUUAUGGGCCCCACAUUGCCCUUGACAGAUCCGCUGCCUGAGCCACUUAGCAUCCCACAUCUACUUCUGCAGCAACCUGAUUUCUCCGUUGCAAACCAAGAUCAACCGGGUACAUCACUGGGUUUCAACCAACCCUCAACAUCCUAUGCCUGUGAAGUGGUAGAUACCAAUCAAUUACAGGUUUCUCUACCACUGGAUGGACAUGCAAUUCAAGCUUUUAAUCCAAUGCUAAGAAACGAUUUCGGAAUGGGAGAAAUAUUCCCUUACAAUGGAGAUAACAAUUUGUCACUUUUCCCAGAUAGCCUUUUUGCUACAGAGGAUAAUUCUCAGGCUCAAAUGCCAAUUUGGACUUCAGCUACUCCAGCAUGGGGACAAGGCGGUGGAUUAAUUUUGACUCCAGGCUGCGAAUCAUCUGUAGGCAUCCUGUCUUCUUCCCCAAACUUUGAUGUACAUUGCCGAAGCAUGGGAGAGGCCAGAGAUGUGUGGCCCAAAGCUGGGUGGUCGAAACUACGAGCUGUUAUCCAGUGGAGGUCAAUUAGUCGCGGAGCUGCAAGAAGGCGGCUCUGGCUGUCAGAAGGCAUAUGUGCAUAAAUGACUAGAUUACUUACAGACCAGAAGGCAAGCUUCUCCGGAUGUGUUAGGUUAUUGUUUUCUGCACUUGUAAAUUACUGUAAGUUGAUAGCUAUGUAGCAUCUACCAUAAUGUCAUGCAAUCAGGAGCCAAGAAUGUCCUAGAUGUUAGAUUUCUAGAUCUUAUGUAUUGUUUAUCUUUUGCAAAGGCUUUGUGUAUGUAGUUUGUAAGCAAUCUCAGAAUAGGAAGCAAGUAUUCUCUAGCGUUUAUUAAUUAGCUGAAGCUAAUCUCUUCCUCUGCUAGCUUACAUCCUUGUAAGUAGUAACAAUAAAUGCAACAAAGAUGUAUUUGUAAAUAGUGUUUGUAAGUUAAAAUCAUUAAUGUAAUAACCAAAUUCUGAGAUUUUCAGUAGAAUCUGUUUAUCUAAUACUAUAAUAGCCAUGGAAUCAUUGU